Molecule: messenger RNA, 1066 nt
Organism: Vavraia culicis subsp. floridensis
Lineage: Eukaryota; Fungi; Microsporidia; Pleistophoridae
Exons: 1
Source: RefSeq, a predicted model, not a curated record
AUGGAUUGUCUUUGGAUUGUCUUCAUUAUUUCUUGGAUCAGAGCAUCUCAAGGUGGUGCACGAGACUUAGCAAAUAUAGCGAAUGCAUAUGGUGAGAAUAGCGGAGUAGAUGGUGGAAAUGAUUAUGUGUGGAGUACACAUCAUAACACACCAAUAAUGAGUAACAUAGAGCGUAUGAAAGAAUUUAGGGAAAAACAUAACGAUAUGUUAGAAGGUAAAGCAAAAUAUAAUAAGAUAUAUCAUGCAUUGUUAUCUUUUGAAGAUAUUUUUAGAGAUUACAACUCUAAUGAAGUAGAACAAAUGCUUGGAAAAUCACAAAAUGACGAAUCACUAGGUUUGUACUUCACCGACCUAAGAAGUAAGAUGCUAAAACUUGCACGAAUAUUUCACGGUUCGCAUAUUUUAGUGUUAAAACAAGCCAUUCGAAAAGGAAAAAAAUACGAAAUAGCACGAUUUAACACGGAAUGCGAGAAAAUUAUGAAAGAACAGCCAAGGUGCUAUUACGUACAGAAGAUAGAAGAUAUUCUGCAUGAAAUACUUCAAAUGAGCAUUACAAUGGAUAAGUGCACAUUAAUACAUGAUCUUAUGUGUGUAUUCGCUCGUCUUAUCAGUACAAAGGAAUGUAACACGAACGAAGGUGUGCAAGGGCAAGCAGCACUAACAAACCAGUCAAUUGCACACAACAAAUGGUUUGGAAGAUACACAGAAUAUGAUAAUUUGCACGUUCAGCAAUCGAAAGCAUUUUUCGAAUUGUGUACUCGGAUCAAUGUGACUUUUUAUGCAAGCAACUGGAAUUACCGUAAAAUAAUGAAUCAUCUUGCAGUAGCACAAGCAUAUUCGAUGCAUGUUCUCUUCGAAACACGGUUUUGUGCCAAGCUUUCGCUCUUUCCUGAAUUUAUCUCUGUGUAUCACCAAUACAUGCUCUUUCGUACGAAUGCUAAACAAAUAUGUAUCAGAACCAGGCUGAUCUCAAUUUACAUUGCUAGCAAGAUAGAAGCUGUCCUGCCCAGGUUACUGCACUACAGCAGUAUGCGUCAACAGUACAACACAGAACUGAUAGCCACCC